Diaporthe amygdali is the source of this 2418-nucleotide messenger RNA. RefSeq lists its product as uncharacterized. Gene Ontology annotation, molecular function: protein serine/threonine kinase activity; ATP binding. The record is from RefSeq and is a predicted model, not a curated record. Gene Ontology annotation, biological process: peptidyl-threonine phosphorylation; peptidyl-serine phosphorylation. The coding region runs from base 1 to 2418 and encodes 805 amino acids. The transcript has 7 exons. NCBI's taxonomy places the organism in Eukaryota, Fungi, Ascomycota, Sordariomycetes, Diaporthales, Diaporthaceae.
AUGUCUUCCAACUUCCAACUUUUCAUUGACUUUCAUGAUUGGGUUGAGGACCACCUAGUUGUUGGGACCGAUGGACUCGGCAACGAUGCACCAUACGUUCGUAUUGAUGCAUUGCAAGAGUAUUGGGAAGACCAAAUAUACCCCCUUCUGAGGUCAUGCAGCCAUGACGAACCGAUCCAUGUGCCGAUUGAGGACAUAAACAAGGGCUACUUGCGUAUUUUCUCCGUUCUCGCGUACAUAUCCAGCACUCAAGUCGCAAGGCUCAACUACAUCAAGAAGUUUAUGGAGAAAGGUAUCGACGACGAUCUCCUGCCGUUCGAAGAUAAGCCGGAUGCAUUCUCAAACGCACCUGACGCGAUUCGAGCAUUCGAAGACUUUCAGAACCAACAAUAUCUCUUCUCCCCAGUUGACUUUGGCCGGAGACGUUUUCACAAUGAGGAGCUGCUAGCCCGAAGUGUCCUGCCUCUCAACGUUGAGGAGGUGUUGUCUGGAAAGAAGGGUGAGACUAGCAUAGUCAAGAAGUGCAAGGUCCAUCCCUCUAGUGGUCUCAAAGCUAGUUCAAUUGUUCUGAAAGAGUUCGAUUCCUCGGAAAAAGAGUAUUCUUUCAAAAACGAGUCGAACUCCUACAUAAAUCUCGAGAACAAGAUCCCCUCAGACGUAUACGCAGAAUGCUUCCUUACAUACUAUGGAUCUUUCCGGAAAGGGGACAAAGCAUUCAUCAUGCUUGAGUAUACCGAUCAUGGCAGCUUGUUGGAUUUCUUCAGCAGAAAUGAAUUGCCACUUGAACGACAUGAGCUUCGUGACUUAUGGUUGAGUCUCAGCGAUCUAUUUAUCGGUCUCGAGCUUAUUCAUGGUCUCGAACAUGAACACCAGGGCAGCAUACAAGGCACCAUUCGGGGCGUACACCAAGACCUAAAGCCUGCCAACAUCUUUGUAUUCAGCCGAAGUGAUAGCACCCCAUAUCACUUUCGCUUCAAAAUUGGAGACUUCGGAAUGAGCAGUCUAGCUCUCGUCAAGACCAGGAACAAAUUAAUCAGGGGUCACGGCAACCCCAGCACGAAAAUGUAUGGAGCCCCAGAGCUGACUCUCCACUACCCAGCCUUAGAUGGUGUUGGCUACGGGGCCCGAUGGGAUGUAGAUGUUUGGUCCAUGGGCUGCGUUCUAUUCGAAGUCUUGGUCUGGACAACAUGUGGGACCAGAGGAAUAUCGGAAUUCUUCGAAAUGCGACAGCGGGCCACCGACCGUGUCCUGAAUCACACAUCCCAAGGAUAUUCAGGCUGUUUCCACAAUGGAACCUCCAGGAUUCAGGCUGUCGACGACAUGAUGACACUUAUAAUAAAAAGGAGAAGAAUAUUUGACGACUUGUCGGAGCCGAUUGGCACUCUGAUUCUGAAAGAAAUGCUUAUACCCAACGAAAAAUGCAGGCUGGAGGCCAGGUACUUGCUUCCACGUUUCCAGGACAUUCUUAAACCGCAAGAGGCAGAAACAGGUCGGCGAGGGACAAUCUCGGAGCAAUAUGAGACACCAGAUGCCCAAAGUGGAGGCCGUUCUCGUGGUAGCACGGCUGAAAGAGACGGAAGCUACAAGGACUUUCAACGGCAUCAGCAGGCGAGGAAGUCUCCAAACAGCCUGGAGACCCACGAAGAUGACUGUCAGAAUCAGGAGUUCACGGAUACUCGCGUACUGAGCCCACCUGAUGAGCGCAGCUAUAGUCGCCGUCGAGCGUACGAGUCCUGGUCGAGUUACGAGGUGCAUCCAACGCAUGAAAUGAGAAAUGGUCCACGUUUGGUCUCACCACCGCCAGAGCGUGGCCAUGGAUACGCUCGAGUCACCAUCUCCCAGGUGAUCCGAUGGAUCGACGACAAGAAGAACAGAAGGGCACCCAGACCACUUCCAGAUCAUGACAGAGCCAUGCGGGAGAUUGAUAAUCGUGAACAGAUAUUCGUUGUCGACGACUCAGACACGAUGAGGACUCAUCACUGGGACAAGGUCAUCGAGGCGGUUCUGGCGCUUGGCUAUCUCGUGAAGCCGGCUGAUCCGGACGGCAUGGAGCUGUUCUUGACUUCUGACCCCGCAAAAUGUAAGAAGUCCCGCGACAGCAAUGGCCUUGUUCGCACCCUCGAAGACCAUCAACGAACAUCUUUCGUCGGCGCUUGCAACAUGGAAAAUAGCCUAAGCCCAAUUUUCGACCAUGUCAAGAACGGCCUGAAAAAUAGAACAACCGUGGCGCUGCAAUUCAUCCAAUUCGGCAACGACGCACUCGGGAAGGAAAGGCUUCGGUAUCUGGACGACACUUUGGGGGAACAAUUGGACUUUGAUAUUGUGGAUCACAGGCACUGUGAAGAUGGAGUUUGGCACAUGCUGGUGGGACCCAUUAGUCGCGGUCUCGACAAGGACAACAAUGUUGGAACGAACUGA